AUGAAGUCCUCCAUCUUGUCUGUCGCCGCUCUCGCUGCCGUCGGCUCGGCCUCGCCCAUUGUCCAGCGUGCUGGUGUCAACAUCACCGAUGGCAUCAUCCUCAACUACGCGCUCACUCUCGAGCACCUCGAGGAUGCCUUCUACCGCGAGGGCCUGAAGAAGUUCACAGCCAAGGACUUCGUUGCCGCAAACUUCACAGAGGAGACCUACAUGCGCAUCCAAACAAUCUCAAAGGAUGAGACUACCCACGUCGAGUUCCUGACUGGUGCCCUCAAGGCCGCCGGCAUCCAGGCCACCGCUGAGUGCACCUACGACUUUGGCUACAAGGACGUCGCUGGCUUCAUGGCCACAGCCUCUGUCCUUGAGGGCGUUGGUGCCAGCGCCUACACCGGUGCCGCUGCCCAAAUCAUGGGCAAGGUCUACUUGACCGCCGCGGCAUCCAUUCUAUCCGUCGAGGCUCGCCACUCAUCCUACAUCCGCAACGCCAUCAAGCAGGCGCCCUUCCCCUCUCCCUUUGAGGUCCCGCUCGACUUGAACGAGGUCUACACUCUUGCAGCCCCAUUCAUCAAGUCAUGCCCCUCCACCAACCCCGCCCUUCCCGUCAAGGCUUUCCCCUCGCUCACCGCUGCCGGUAUCAAGGGCGCUCAGAUCGUGGCCGGAGGCAACAUCAUGGUUUCCACUCCUGGCUACGCCGUCGAGGGUGACGUCUACGCUGCUUUCAUCACUGUCACUGGACCUGUCUUCACUCAAAUCCAGAAGGCUGAUGGUGGAUACAUCGUCACCGUCCCCAACAGCGGUAUUGCCGGCCAGAGCUACCUUGUUCUUACUAGCUGCAACACCACUGUUACUGACGACGACACUAUUGCCGGCCCCGCUCUGCUUGAGGUCUACUAA
Messenger RNA from Pyrenophora tritici-repentis Pt-1C-BFP, 894 nucleotides. RefSeq names its product Ferritin-2 multi-domain protein. The record is from RefSeq and is a predicted model, not a curated record. NCBI's taxonomy places the organism in Eukaryota, Fungi, Ascomycota, Dothideomycetes, Pleosporales, Pleosporaceae.